GUGGAAAAAGAGAAGAAUUUGGCAACUUGCACUUUCAUGGGAAGGUGUGACCGGUCACCGGUGUACUAUUAGAGCUCUCUCACCUACCCGCCCUGUCUAUGCAAACCGCAAAUCCCAAACCAAACCCACCCUUCUUCGACUAGUUCAAUUCCAGUCAAGGAGAACCAGGAGCGUCUCACUGGCCGGAGAAAAUGGCCUCCCAGAGCAGCAUGUUCGUCGUACGCCCAAUGGAGUCUCCGGCGACCGUAGCUCCUCGUUUUCCGGUGGCGAUCACAUUCAAUUCGCGCAGCGGAGCAGCGGGUUCCGAAAAUGUUUCUAAAUUGAGCAUUAGAAGAAGUGGUAGAAGAAGUAAGUUAGUUUUGGUGUCUGCACUGGGUGAUCGUAGCAGCAGUAGCACCGGCGGCGAUGGUAAUAGUAAUAGCAAGGGCAAGGCGGCAUCAUCAGUGCCUAGCUCGAAUUAUGUCGUACCCUUGGACAAUCCCGCCUCCUCAUGCAUCACUCGUCCCCUGGCUGAGAUUCUUCGAGACCUCAAUAAGCGGAUCCCUGAUAACAUCAUCGUUAAAUAUCCUGAUAGUAUUCAGGCGGCGUCCAUCCCUUGGUACCAUGCCAACAGGAUGUUGAGUUUCUAUGCUCCAGGUUGGUGUGGAGAAAUACGUGAUGUAAUUUUCUCAGAUACUGGAAGUGUGACUGUGGUGUAUCGCGUCACUGUACGUGCAACUGAUGGCGAGGCACACCGUGAAUCAACUGGAACUGUGUCUUCCACCCCGAAUGGUCAGAUUACUGAUCCUGUUGCUGCAGCUGAAGAAAUAGCUUUUUGCAAAGCAUGUGCUCGAUUUGGACUCGGGUUAUACUUGUACCAUGAAGAUUAAUUAGAUGAAGUAAAGAAUUUUCAUAUGAGAGAACUUGAAUAAUAAUAUAUGGUAAAAUGUUUCUUUUUUAAAUCAAAAGGGUAGGAUAUCUGAGUACUUCCCAUGCUACUACCUUUCAAGGGGUAAACUAUGUUAAAGAUG
Messenger RNA from Lactuca virosa, 1010 nucleotides. The record is from the annotation of a GenBank genome assembly. Lineage: Eukaryota; Viridiplantae; Streptophyta; Magnoliopsida; Asterales; Asteraceae.